CUUUUGAGUCAAGGUUUAUACAUAACAUACUUUAACUGCUGUAGAUCCAUCGUUCCAAUCUUCUUAGAUUCGCUUUUAUACUUAAUUUAAGUUCAAUGAUUGAGAAAAAGAGAGUUCAAGUUCUUCUCUUUCUCAUUGGCCUCCUUGUUCUCAGCCUCACCGCUGAAAAAUGCAGGGAGUUGGUUGGUCAAGAGGCUGCAUCAAAGAGUGGGGAUUUUACUUGGUUGCACUGUUUUGAUGGAAGUACGGGAAGUGUAGCAUGUUUAGUCAAGGAAGGUGUGAAGCUGUACUCUUAUAACAUCAGAUCUUCCCAUGUGGAGAGAGCAAGGAACUCAGCAAUCGAGACGGCUCUGGCUGAUGCUAUAUCACAAGGCAUGGCAGCAAAAGAGGCAGCUAAACUAGCUCAGAAAGAAGGAGCAAAAGCUGCAAAACUGGCUGUGCGGAAAACCAAGCGCAUUGUUGGUCCGAUUAUUGCUGGAGGGUGGGACUUUUUUGAAGCACUUUAUCUUGGGGGUACAACAACUGAGGGGGUAUUGAGGGGUUCAGGUACCUUGUUUGGAGCCUAUUGGGUUGGCUAUCUUGGGGAGCAGUCCAUGGGUAGGUUUGGUUACUUGGUUGGGAGCGAGUUGGGCAGUUGGGUUGGAGGAAAGGUUGGACUGAUGGUGUAUGAUUUAGUUAAUGGAGUGGAUCAUUUACUUGAAUUUCUCCAACUAAAGGAAGUAGAAGGCGAUGGAACGGUGUCUGAUGAAUUUUACGAGGAAACUAUAGCUGAAAGUUCCCAGGUCCCCAAGGACUCGUAUUACGGUGAAUCAACAACAUAUACAAGCUCUGAAGCUUCUGAAGAGUCUAGUAGUUAUGAAGCUCCUGCUUAUGAGGACCCCGAAGUCCACGAAGAAUUUUAGAUCGGAUGAAUUUCACGUUGGUCUUAUACAUGGUUUUUUUUAUAUUAUUAGACAUCAUUUGUCCUGUGCUUUGUCACUAUUUGUACAGGAGUGGAGGUUGUAUUUUAUUCUGUUAUAGGAAGUUUUAUCCCAUUGACUUGUAAAGUGACACACCAUAGUAGAAUUGCUUAGCCCACACAUAAUGAAUUUGGUGUAGUUUUUGAUGUAUUUCUGAUGACAGAAGGAAUUAUCCCUGUUCUUGAUAAAUGAUAAAUGGUUAUUGUUAGAUUUUAAAAGCAA
Messenger RNA from Lycium ferocissimum, 1181 nucleotides. RefSeq lists its product as uncharacterized. The transcript has 2 exons. Bases 96 to 902 code for a protein of 268 amino acids. The record is from RefSeq and is a predicted model, not a curated record. Lineage: Eukaryota; Viridiplantae; Streptophyta; Magnoliopsida; Solanales; Solanaceae.